Molecule: messenger RNA, 417 nt
Organism: Apis mellifera (honey bee)
Lineage: Eukaryota; Metazoa; Arthropoda; Insecta; Hymenoptera; Apidae
Exons: 2
Source: RefSeq, a predicted model, not a curated record
AAUCCAUUAUGUCGUCGAUUUUUCGCGCAGCUCGAAAUCAUUCUGACAGAUUUGAGCGCGAAAUUCCCUUGUUUAAAGUACAUUCUACGACCCCAGUACGCGCCAUAUUUGAACACAGCCGGAACGGUCCUCCUCGGAUGGCUGAUAGUGUCCUGGAUCUCAUACAUCGUUUGGAUGUUGCUCGCACCCGUGGCGAUCAGCAUCAUCGCCAUAAUUCUCAUUUGCCCGACGACCGCCAAGUGGUGCAUGAAACAAAUGGUCCCAAACAUAGAGGAGUCUUUCAAUCAGAUGUUGGAAAAAUUCCAGGUCUUCCUAUCUCAGAUACGACAGUGAGGAAAAUUGUGGAAGAAAGUGUGAGAAGUAAAGAGUUUAAUUCGUCUUCGUACAACUUCGUGCAUAAAUUGUUAUCCGUUUACU